This is a messenger RNA of Fundulus heteroclitus (mummichog), 9189 nucleotides long. RefSeq names its product centrosomal protein of 170 kDa protein B (gene cep170bb). NCBI's taxonomy places the organism in Eukaryota, Metazoa, Chordata, Actinopteri, Cyprinodontiformes, Fundulidae. Gene Ontology annotation, molecular function: protein binding. The transcript has 21 exons. The record is from RefSeq and is a predicted model, not a curated record. Bases 131 to 5566 code for a protein of 1811 amino acids.
UGAGGGGAGUCCUGCUCAGCGCCGCCUCUGGUCAGGCUCUGAUGUGACGCCAUGUUUCCCUGGAGCUUCUUCUUGUGAAUGACAUCAUCACCAUCAACAAGCUGCGUCCUCGUGUCACCGGGGUGACGUCAUGCCUAACUGGAGCUUAAAUGAGCGGGUGGCUGCUGGUGCGUCAGGCGGAGACGCGAGGAGAGAUGCCAUAACAGCAGCAGCAUCAGGACCACAGAGCGACCCCAGCGAAGCCCCGACGCCCCUGCAGAGUGCGGCCCAGCGGGAAGCGGCUCAUGCUCCAUCCGCCCCGCGGCGCGUCACGCCCGGAUCGUGUAGCAGGGCUGCGGCGGGGAGCGGCGGAGGAGCGGCGGCGUCAGGAGCGGAGGAUGCUCUGCGGUUUGCCAGCAGGCCUGUGAAGAUGAGCGUGACAUCAUGGUUCCUGGUGAGCAGCUCAGGCACUCGGCACCGCCUGCCGCGGGAGAUGAUCUUCGUGGGCCGCGAGGACUGCGAGCUGAUGCUGCAGUCGCGCAGCGUGGACAAACAGCACGCCGUCAUCAACUACAACCCAACAACCGACGAGCAUCUGGUGAAGGACCUGGGCAGCCUGAACGGGACGUUUGUGAACGACCUGCGGAUCCCUGACCAGACCUACAUCACCCUCAAACUGUCCGACAUCAUCCGCUUCGGAUACGAUUCUCACGUCUACGUUCUGGAGAAAAGUCAACACAAAGUCCCCGAGGAGGCGCUGAAGCACGAGAAGUACAGCAGUCAGCUGCAGAUGAGCCUGAAGGCAGCAGAGGGGAGGAAGAGUGAGGAAGAGGAGAGGCAGCGAGGAGACAAGACAACGAGCACAAAGGCCGUCACACAAGAGACUCCUGUGAGCCGGCCGACUCCCCUGUACGGUCAGCCGUCCUGGUGGGGAGAGGAGGAUUAUGGGAGCAAAGUCCAAAGCAGCGAUGAGCCUCAUCCAGAUUUCCCGGGGUCUCUCUCAGACUCCCAGCCGAAGACCGUCUUCCCUUCCUACCACCGUGAGCCCAGCUACUUUGAGAUCCCCACCAAGGACUUCCAGCACCAGAAAGCCUCGGAGGCCGAGCUCCACGAGAUCCCCACCAAAGACACGGACGCGCCCAAUGCCCCGCCCUCUCCGCCCACCCCCACGCCGCCCGUCGUCCAAAGCCACGCCUCCUUCACCAUCGAAUUUGACGACUGCAUGCCCGGCAAGAUCAAAAUCAAAGACCACGUCACCAAGUUCUCCACCCGCCAGAGGAAGGCCCAGGCGGCCCCCGUUAAGACCGCCCCUUCCGCCGCCGCCCCCACAGACAUGAUGUCGGCGCAGAGCAAAGUGGCCGAUUGGCUGGUCCACAGUGAUGUCAGCAUGAUGAGGAGGCACCCGCCAUGCGAGGACGUCUACAGCACCAAGAGCGACCUCGCCAUGAACAUCAAGACCCUUAAAGGUCACCACCAUGAGGAUGGAACCCAGAGUGACUCUGAAGACCCGGUUCUUAAGUCCCAACACUCGGUCCAGUCAGAGCAGACUGAGUCGUCUGGGCAGGCGGUCCAGUCGAGUCAGCAGCCCGUUCCAACACAGAAGCACCAACAUGUGCUGCAGUACUCUCCGCCCAGACAGGCCCCUUCCUCAGCCGUGGCCCCUGAGCGGCCCCUGUCCCAGAGCCCCCCUCACCCACCGUCCCCCACGGAAACACCCAAACAGGGGCCCUCCGAGCACCUCACCCAGCAGGCCUUCAUCAUCGAGUUCUUCGACGACAACCCGCGCAAGAAGCGCUCGCAGUCCUUCACCCACAACCCCGCUCACGGCGACUCUUACUCCACCCUCAAGGCCAAGAUUGAGCGGCGGAAAGGAGGCGAGAGGCCAGCAUCCAUGCAUGGACACAUCCCCCCCACCCAGCAGGUGACGGUUCCCUUAAAGGGUCAGGGCCACAGCGGCCCCCAGAGAUCAAGCUCUCUUAAGCGGGAGAAGACGGAAGGGGAGCCGGCUUCCUCGAGUUCCUCCUCUCGGUCUUCGUCGGGAAUCGUCAUCAGACCGUUCGGCAGCGUCGGGAAGAAGUCAAAGCUUGCACAAGAGUUUGCUGCAGAGUUCCUGAAGGACUCCGUCCAGAAGGACACCUCCCCAACCAGAGACAAAGACUUAGCUCCUCCGAUGUCUGCACCACCUGUGAUGGUUUCCCCCCCUCACGCCCAGAUCCCAUCUCCACAGGAACCUCCAGCACUCUCCUCAGUUUCCUACCCCUCAUCCCCGUUACAACCUUCACUAACUAAGUCCUUCAAACCCCCCAGCGGGUCGGUGCAGGCGGCUCCUCUGGUCCACCCAUCUGGGCCCCACAUGUCCCCCAUGAUGUCCCUGGCCGUCCGUGGGGGAGACCCCAAAGUUUCCCAGAGGAUGGUGAGGAACGAGGAAGACGACAGCCUGAGCGAUGCGGGGACGUACACCAUCGAGACGGAGUCGCAGGACCAGGAGGUGGAGGAGGCUCGCAACAUGAUCGAUCAGGUGUUUGGUGUCCUUGACUCCCCGGAGUACAGUGGUGCAACCACAGGAGUCUAUAGACCUGUCAUACAUGAAGGCAAAGAUGAGCCCCGUAACCUGCCUGGUGAUGGCAGCAGUGCGGACCUAUUGCAUGGCUUUAUCCCAGCAGCUGUCAGUGCCCCCCCAACAGGUCCCAUGCAGGUUCAGCCUCACGGAGCGGAUCUCGAGGGACCUAGGUGGGUUUCUCGCUGGGCCAGUCUAGCGGACAGCUAUGCAGAGCCUGGUUCUACUCCUCCUCAAGUGGACUGUCUCGAAGAUUUGCGCUACAUGAGCCAUUCGAUGGGAAGUUACAGCUACGACACGUCCGAGUCGGAGACGAGCCACAGCUCCAGGACCAGAAGGCUGCUGCCUCAAGUUCCUCCAGACAAGGUGGAAAGUGGUCCUCCAAGCAUCCUGAUUCGCCAUGAAUCCUACCAGGGCCAUAAACCUCUGGACAGAGUUCAUGGUCCUCCCUGCUCACAGGACUCCGCCCAGCGCCUGGUGGUGCAGGACGACGUGGACCCGGACAGCCUGAGUGACGCCAGUCGCUCUGAGGAUGGAGCCGCUCUGGUGAAUGCGAAGAAGUUUGACGUCAGGACCGGAAACAUGUCCCCAGGUUAUCCAAUUAAAGUUCAGGAGAAGGUUUCUCCAACCAACAAAUCCACCUUCUUCUACAUUGGUGCCGAGGAACAUCCGGGCAAGCCUGAACCGGCCCGCAGCCCCGUACAGGGUGAGAAGACUCGAGACCCCCACGCCAAAACUCCUCCUACGACCGUCCUGAUCCGGCACCUGAGUGGACACGAACCAAGGAGGACGGGCGUCAAACCCAACAACUCUGCUCCAAACCUCCAAACGCAGGACAAAGACGCCGUUCCUACAAAAGACGGCAACAUCGUCCGCCAGGAGAGCUUCACCAAAGACCGGCCCAGCGACACCAUCCAGAUGAAGAAGCUUCCUCACAUCUCCAGCCACCCGUCCAUUCGGGACAUGGAGCAGAGUCGGGAGAGCAUCCAGGAAACGGAGCCCUUCCUCCAGGACACGGAGGGAACACUGUCCUCUCUGGACACCAAGCUUCCUUCUUGUGGUUCUGGUCACAGUUCAAAGAAGGGGGGCUCCUCCACCCACAUGGACGACUCCCUGUCUGGUGAGUCCGAUGUGGACACAGCAAGCACCGUCAGUCAGGUGAGUAGCAAAAACGCUCCCGUUGGCCCCGCUUCCAAAAAGCGACCUGCCGUAAGCAGCCUCCAGAAGGAGAAAUCCUCCUCCAGCCCAUCCAUCCAAGAAAAGGGCCGACAGUUGAGUGCUCGCGAGCGGCUCUCUGAGAAACGGCGGACGCAGACCGCGGCAGACGCACCGAGCAAGGCGGAGGCAGCAAAGCGUUUGCAGAUGCGCCGCAGUACGGGGAACCGUGGUUCUCUGGAUUUGUCUGAAGGGCAACAAGGUGCCGGACCUAACUGGACCGAAUCUACUUCAUCUGAUCACGAAGUUUCCCGUCCGUCCGGUCGUACCAAGAAAGUGAUCGCCCCUCUACAGAAGGAAGACAACGGAAAGACCCCCAAGUCGGCAACUCAACAGGUCUUAACUCGUUCCAACAGCCUGUCAGCACCGAGGCCGACCCGCGCGUCCAUGCUUCGACGCGCCCGCCUCGGCGAGGCUUCAGACAACGAGGGCACAGAGACCGAUCGGGCCUCCCAGAAUUCUGAUCACGUCUCUGCGCCCACUAAGGCCUCAGGUGAAGCCAAGAAGCUGUCCAGGCUGGACAUUUUGGCCAUGCCCAGGAAGAGAACCGGCUCGUUUACGACUCCCAGUGACAACGAGUCCUCCACGAGCCGGUCUGGUUUCUCCGGUCGCAACAACGAGCCUGCGGCCACCGCGAGGAAGACCUCCGUGGGCGACGCUCGCCAGGCAGCCAGUAGAGGGGGCGGAGCUCCAGUCAAGCAAACGCUGACCCGUACCCGAUCGAGCGGAGUCAAGCACCUCAGCAGCGGGUCGCGUCGCAAACAGAAGGGCUCCGACUUCUCAUCUUCCUCCGAGGAAGAGUACGAGAAAAACACCGACUUCAAAGCUAAGCGGUCUUCCCAUUCAACCAGUGCUGGCCAAUCAUCACGCGGCCAGAGAACCGCCGCCAGCAGAAGCAAGUCCGUCUCACUGGAGACCGAGGAGGAGGAGGACCAAAACGACAUGGACCCGUACCAGAACUGGUCCACUCACAGCGCCGAGAUCGCCAAGCUCAGUCAAGACUUGGCGAAGGAUCUGGCCAUCUUGGCGAAGGAGAUCCACGACGUCGCAGGGGACGGAGACUCUCCCAGCUCUGGAAUGGGCACCACCACCUCACCUACGUCGCUCCCUAACACGCCCGCCUCCACCAUGUCUGCCCGGGAGGAGGUUGAUCUGCAGGAGCUUCAUGUUGCUUCAAACUCUUACAACUUUCCAUAUGUUUGUUCUUCUGCAAAGACGCCAUCUGUUCCAUAUCUUCACGGGGUUCGACAAUCUCAGCUGGUCCAUCGUAUUCCUGAGGCCAGCUUAAACUACCAGAAGGUUCCUCCAGGUUCUGCUGCCAUCUUGGACCUGGAUGCAAAUAUGAAUGAGCCAGAGCCCAGCUCUUUACAACGCCGUCCGUGGAACCGCGAAGAGGUGAUCCUGGACAACCUGAUGCUGAACCCGGUGUCUCAGCUGUCUCAGGCCAUCCGGGAGAACACCGAGCAGCUGGCGGAGAAGAUGAAGGUUUUAUUCCAGAACAAAGCAGACGUCUGGGAGGAGAUCGAGGCGAAGAUCAACACUGAAAACGAAGUCCCCAUCUUGAAAACCUCCAACAAGGAAAUUACCUCCAUUUUGAAGGAGCUGAGAAGAGUCCAAAGGCAGCUGGAAGUCAUAAACACCAUCGUGGAGCCAGGUGGGAGUCUUCAGGCGGCAGCCAUGGGGACGUCAUCUCAGCCUCAAACUCGGCAAACAUCGAAGGACAAGAAGCCCACCACCAAACCCCGGACCUCCAACGCCAACGAAAGCACCAAGCGGCCGCCUCGUGGGCCCGAUGGGUCCCACCACAUGCCCUGAGUGGGCAACCGUAGCACAUUUGGACAGAAAUCAUGCAUCCACGCCACUGUGGUGCUUAGUGGAAACCCACCCGGGGAGUUGGUGUUGUGUUUAGACACGAACGCCCUCUCUGGGUGUCGUGCUCGCCAGGACCGGCGGUGGUGUGGAUGCACUGAGACUGUCCAGAACAAGCCUCUCAUCUGUGCCCAAUGAUUUCAUCCGAACAAGAACAUCGUGAUUGGCCACAGUGUCUCUUUGUAGAGCUGCUUUCACGUCGCACAAGCUCAACCAAACCUAGUCAAAGCUACAAAAAGAAGCAGCUGCUCACGCCGGUGUUACGCGGACAGUCCUGUACAGAGGUGUAUUAUUAACUUUGUGCUUUGAUGAUCUGUUGUGUCGCGUUUGAACAGAGGAUAGAAAAUGCCCUUAUAGCAUUCUGUGUAUAUUUAUAAUGCAAAAGUCUUACUUUUGUGCCCGUCAGAGGGGUCCCACGCUGCCGCCACGCUUCACAGACAGGACGCAGCCGUCUCCGCCUGCAGAACGCCUGCAGAACGCCUGCAGAACGCCUGCAGAGCGCCGUAUUCCACUGAAUGUUUUUCAGUUCUGUUGCCUGUCCAACGGCACCCAGGCUCUCGGCCUUCUCCAUCUCGCUGUGAUUGUGCUGCUUCAGCUUCGACGUAGCUGAAUGUUGUGAGUGCUGAAUGUGGGAGAGACUCUGUGAAAUAACGGAAAACUCUAAACUCAGUGAAUGAAUCAGUCUAAGUUGUGAAAUGCUCGGGUCCUGUGCUGCCUUUUGGUGCGGCUGCUUGUCUUAUAAAUAACAGUUUGCCGUUGAUAUUAAAUUACUGGAGUCUAUAUGAGAGAAUAACUUUUCACAUUUGACCUCAGUGACCAAAAUAUGUUAUACAGGUAAAUAACUUGCAUGUUAUAAGACCCUUGACGUAUAAAACUGUCGGAUCCAGGGAUUAUCAAGCUUGGAAGAUUUUAGCCAGGAGGUUUGUUCCCCCUUCACUACAGAAAACACUGAAAAAUGCAGGAUUGGUAGUUUUUAGAAUGCCACAAAUCCUAGUGGGAAAAGCAGAUUCCCAAAUAUCCCUUCAAUUUGCCCGAAUCAUAUUUCUGCCGCUCUGUUUUUGGGUCUUUGUUUGCAAAGUGAUAGACAGGCAGGUUCACCUUUGGACUAGAGAUGAUGGUAUCAUCAGCAUAGAUGAUAACGGGUCACGGUUUUGUGAUGAAAGCUUCUCCAUGUUUGUGAGUUAUGACAUAUUUAAGUGGUUCCUGUCAAUAAAUUUAACCCAGAGGAAUAAAGACUAGUAACUGAGAAUCCACAUCUGUAAUUCAACUGGUCCGCCGUUGAAUCUCUUCAAAAUAAAGGACAGGGUUUUUGGAGAAAUACGUGAUUGUGAUUGGACAAAGCAGCUAUCGUCUCAGUCGAACCUUGACCAAUCAGAGUAAUGAACCAAAGCCUUUCAUCUUCAGACCUGAAUCUGAAUGAAUCAUCUGCUGAUUGGUCCUAACAUUAAGUUAUUUUUACUGAUCGUUUUAUCUCCAGUUGCACUGAUUCUUCAUUUGGGCUUAAAAUCCUGUUGUUUCAGGUGGAAAAAUAUUUAGUCUUAAAAAGACUUAACAUUCAAACGAGUUCCUUUUAACUUUAGGUGGAUAAUCCCUCUGAAUUUUCCUUUUAAUGUUAGAUUACUGCCCCUUAAAUGAAAGCAAAGCUGUAUUCCCAGAUUUUCCCCACCAACACCCCCUACUUUGACUCUUAAGGCUGCAACUUUGAGCUGAAGCUCGUUGCAUUAGUUUUGCAGUUAACUUAAUGUUCCUGAGCAACAACUCUCACAUCUGUGUGGAAACCUCGUGUGCAUCGCAGUUUUAGAGAAGUGCUGUACGGCAGAGUAUUUAGAGUUUUCCCCUCGCUGGAACGACGGUGUAAAGUAAGAUGUGUGUGUUUGUGUGCGUCUGUUUGCUGCUGACUGUGCUGUAGUCGCUGUGUGCCGGGCUAACGUUUGUGUCGUUCUUCCAUCUUUGUGUUGUCUGAGCGCUGGACAGGCAGAGCAAAGCGGUGAAAUUAUCCUGUUCAUCUCCAGAUAGACUCAUGAAUCGGUUUACUCCUGGCUUCAUUAGCUUAGCUUAGCAUAACUGCUGAAAACAGGGUGAGACUGACGCCAUCAUCAGGAAAAUGUUUGGGUUGUUGUGUCCUUUCAACCAAACCAUCUUAUACCAGUAGUUUGUGAACACGGCUAUGUAAAAUGUCGCUAUAUUGUUUCACAGGGAAUCUUAAGGUGUUUUUAAUUAGUGAAACAAAUACAUUUAAUUGACACCAAAAUAGUCCAUUAUAGGUUAAUCUCCAAACCUGGAGACAAACAACAGAGACUCAAUGAUUGAGCUCUGGGGAACUCCGGCAGUUAAUUUGUGUUUAAUUCUGUGUUUAAUGCUACAACAUUGUUUUUUUUUCAGGUUUUAUUGUCUUUAGCAGACAGGUAUAAAGCAUUUUGAAUGGGACGUUUUUGUGUAUUGUCUGAUGUAGACAGGCCCCCAUUUGCAGUAUUAGAGCCCAACUAGGCUAACUUCACUGUGGAGAUUAUGCUGUAGAAAUACAAAAAGAAAUGAAAUACUAUCUAUGGAAACCCAGAUAAAACACUUUAAAGAAAUAAAAUGUUUGCCUUAAUCAAGACUUAAUGUCUUGAUUUUCACUUUUGAAGUUAAUCAUCUGAUACAAAAGCAUAAAAAGAUACUUUUAAUGUCAUAAUUGUGAAACACAAGCAUAAGUAAAAAAAAUACUUAAGGUGGUUAAUUAUGGUUGUGUAUGAUGUUAAUCUGAAAAUUAUAACAUCAAAAGCCAUAAUCCUUAAUUUGUUUCUUAUUAUUAUGACUUUAAAAGUCAAAAUCAUAACAUUGAAUCACAUCUUUAUUAGUUUGUAUCUCAAAAAUACGGCUUUGAAAUUCAUAAUUCUGAUUUAGCAUCCUGUACAACAUUCAGAAAUAUGACCUGGAUUCUCAUAACUGCAGCGCUUAAAGUCAUAUUUAUACGUUUAAAACUGCGACUCUUCUCCUCAAGUGGCACAAAUGGGCUUCCGUAGUUUCACUGAACAGCUGACUGGAAGUGUUAAAGUUGGAGAAAUCGGUCAUGGCGUACCUUUCAUAUAAAGUGCAUGUUUCCUGUAACUCCAGGCAGGUGAGAUUUCGAUGCUAGAUCACCAAAUGUGCACUUUUUCCAUCGGAUGACCAAACACCUGAAGAAUAUGGGCUGAGCUGAAUAUUUAUCCUUUUAUUCUGAUUGUUUUUCUCUGCAACAGUUGAGAAUGUAUUAUUUUAAAUCACCUGCACACAUCUCAGUCCUGACUGGCCGACGCUGUGAUGAUGUAACGGCUGCUGCUACAGCUGAUUGGUCGUUGGGGCUCCAUGUGCUCUGUUGUUUUGUUGCAGUGCAUGCAGUUGUGAACCAACGAGCUGAAGAAAACCAAACACCUGCUCUCUUUGUCUUAUUUUUUAUGCAUCCGAUCAGAUUAUGGUGCUCCAGACGGAUGUUUGUUUCUAGCAAACAGUUUUUACUUUCCUUGGUUUUUCACAUAUCUGAGCUCUCAUUUAUCAUGAUUUGUUUGUAUCAUUCUGUCAUUUGUAAUAAACUGACGCCAUGCACUCUG